ACACUACGAAUCCCUAUAAAGCUCAAAAAUAGAAUACAGAUGUGUUCCUUAAUUUUGUUCAAUUUUUAGGAGUCUUAUGUGACCCUGUUACGCUUUUUAGCUUUCGUCCAUUAUUUAGAUGGUUAUUUCACUUGCGGACAGCAUGUAAUUUGACACUUUUGGCUAUUUUCGCUUCGCCUUUUCCACAUCAGUGAGAGAGCUAGCUAGCUAGUAGCUAGCUUGCAGCCAGUCGUCCAAACUUGACCGCAAUGGCUGCAGUCAUUCUAAGUUUCCCAACUCUCCACGGUUUAAGAGUAUUCACUCAAAAAUUGUUAUGGACCAAAAGAGGAGUGAGAUUAAUAUCCGGAGGGGUGAGAAGGAUCGAGAAGGUGCUGAUCGCCAAUCGAGGGGAGAUCGCCUGUCGAGUAAUGCGCACAGCAAAGAAGAUGGGUGUCCGGUCGGUGGCUGUCUACAGCGACGCUGACAGACACUCCAUGCAUGUCGCCAUGGCAGAUGAAGCCUACCACAUCGGGCCGCCUGCUCCCCAGCAGAGUUAUCUCAACAUGGGGAAGGUUUUAGAAGUGGCCAAAACGUCUGGGUCACAUGCAGUCCACCCUGGUUAUGGCUUUCUGUCUGAGAAUACGGAGUUUGCAGAGGCCUGUAAAGAGAAUGGAAUCAUCUUCAUUGGACCGCCAUCCUCUGCCAUACGAGACAUGGGCAUUAAAAGCACAUCCAAACACAUCAUGUCGGCUGCCGGGGUGCCGAUUAUCGGAGGUUACCAUGGCGAUGACCAGUCAGAUGAGAGACUGCGAGCAGAGGCCGAAAAGAUCGGCUACCCCGUGAUGAUCAAGGCGGUCCGUGGAGGAGGUGGAAAGGGGAUGCGCAUCGCACGCUCCGACUCGGAGUUCUUGGAACAGCUUCAAUCUGCGAGACGAGAAGCCACUAAAUCAUUCAACGACGAUGUCAUGCUGAUUGAGAAGUUUGUGGAGGAUCCCAGACACGUUGAAGUUCAGGUGUUUGGGGACAUGCACGGGAACGCCGUCUACCUGUUUGAGAGGGACUGCAGCGUCCAGAGGAGACAUCAGAAGAUCAUUGAGGAAGCGCCAGGACCCGGCAUUGAUGGCGAAGUCCGGAGGAAACUUGGCGAAGCGGCUGUGAGAGCGGCUGAGGCCGUCAACUAUGUCGGCGCAGGCACAGUGGAGUUCAUCAUGGACGCCCAGCACAACUUCUACUUCAUGGAGAUGAACACCAGGCUGCAGGUGGAGCAUCCCGUCUCCGAGAUGAUCACCGGCACCGACUUGGUGGAGUGGCAACUGCGGGUGGCGGCAGGAGAGCGCCUACCUCUGCUCCAAGAUGACAUCACGCUAACGGGUCACUCCUUCGAGGCCCGCAUCUAUGCCGAGGAUCCAAACAAUGACUUCCUCCCGGGGGCGGGGCCUCUGCUACAUCUCUCGGCGCCUCCGCCGGACCAGCACACUCGCAUCGAGACCGGAGUCAGACAAGGAGACGAGGUGUCUGUUCAUUAUGAUCCCAUGAUAGCAAAGCUUGUAGUGUGGGGCGAGGACCGCUGUGCCGCCCUAAAGAAGCUGCGCUACUGUUUAAGGCAAUACAACAUCGUGGGUCUGAGCACCAACAUCGACUUUCUACUGAGUCUGUCGGGCCACCCGCAGUUUGAGGCGGGUAACGUGAGCACCGGCUUCAUCCCGCAGCACUAUGCCGAUCUCUUCCCCACGCCCGAAGCUCCCUCCGGGGUCGCCGUCUGCCAGGCGGCACUCGGCCUGCUGCUCCACGAGCGGAAAGCCACCGAGGACUUUGCGGGCACUUCCGGAGAUCCUUUCUCGCCGUUUGGCUCGAGUAGCGGCUGGAGGCUGAACACGCACGUGUCCAGGAGCAUGACGCUGCAGCUGGCAGACAAGAAGGUCAUCGUGGUCGUCACAUACAACAAAGACGGGAGCUACGCCAUGCAGUUGGGCGAGGAGCGGUUUCAUGUGACGGGGGAGCUGGAGACAGAAGAUGGAGCUUCCUUCCUGCACUGCUCUGUCAAUGGCGUCAAGUCUCGACCCAAACUGGUCAUCCUGGACAACAGCGUUCAUCUCUUCUCCACGGAGGGCGGUGUUGAAAUGUCCGUUCCGGUUCCAAAGUAUCUGGCUGCUGCGAGCGGAUCCGCCGCUCAGGGUGGCGCCGUGGCCCCCAUGACUGGAACUAUUGAGAAGGUGAUGGUGAAGGCGGGCGACAGAGUGAAUGUCGGCGACCCGCUGAUGGUCAUGAUUGCCAUGAAGAUGGAGCACGUCAUCCGGGCACCCAAGUCGGGCGUGAUCAGAAAGGUCUUUUUCGGCGAGGGCUCUCAGGCCAAUCGACAUGCUCCCUUGGUGGAACUGGAAGAAGAGGGCGGGGCCGACGAGGAGGCAGCGGCCCAGUAGUCGGGUGCAGUGAUAUUCCAUACUGGGAGACUCAAAAUGAAGAUUUUGGAGUAGCCAUGCCAUCCCUCAAGAGACCGUGGCCUUUACGCUCUGCUGCCUUUGGUGCUUUUUGGACUCUAUGUAAUUGGCUGUCUGGCUAAUUGUAGUCGCAGCGCGGCGGCUUGCUUCCUGUCAGGGAUGUGGAGGAUGAGGAACAAGCAGAAUGCUGGCACAACUUCACAAUUAUUGAAACGGUUACUGAUGAUGAGUGAGGAAGAUUUUUCAUUGACAUGCCCACAUGCUGUGUACAUUGUUUCAAAAGUCUCCGUUGAUCAUGAGCUAUUCCAAAAGUUGAAUGCAAAUUAACUUUUUGUCAAAUAAUCCUCACACACUCCAACGAAAUGUGUCCUUCUGCUUCUUAUGAUAUUUUUGAAUACAGUAACUCUGCACUCCAGAAUGCUAAGAGUGAAACGUUUAGUAGACCCUAGCUUGUGUUAGAGGACAACUUGGCUCAUCUGUUACUUCAAAAUGUAGAACUAUGCAAAGCUUUGUACUGUGGUCUUGUGUUUGAAUGACAUCACAUCAUUAACAACCUACUUUAGAGUGA
Messenger RNA from Syngnathus acus (greater pipefish), 2985 nucleotides. RefSeq names its product methylcrotonoyl-CoA carboxylase 1 (alpha) (gene mccc1). Lineage: Eukaryota; Metazoa; Chordata; Actinopteri; Syngnathiformes; Syngnathidae. The record is from RefSeq and is a predicted model, not a curated record. The transcript has 19 exons. Gene Ontology annotation, cellular component: mitochondrion. Gene Ontology annotation, molecular function: ATP binding; methylcrotonoyl-CoA carboxylase activity; metal ion binding. Bases 249 to 2399 code for a protein of 716 amino acids.